AUGAACAAUCCAUUUGACCGCGCCACUACGACGGCGUCCCCUGCAGCGGGUCUGAAUAAUCCCUUUGAUUCAGACCCAACGAACGCGAGGAACAGGUUUCCUGAUCUCACCGCGCAGCUCUCGGGCUCUCCAUCUCCUCAGCCGUCCUAUUUCCCCCAAGGCGCCAUCGCACCAACGUCGCCUUGGCCUUCUGCUGGCUUUUACCAGCCCAGUCCAAACUUCAAUUUAAGCCAGCAACAGCAAGGACUCUUCUCGCCGAAUCCAACCCCCCAGUUUGCAAACGCCUUUCCGCAGCAACAAUCGCAACCGAAUAGUGGAUUCGUCGGAGGGGGAGGCGCGUUUGGAGCGAGCGGGUAUAAUUCACCAUAUGGGAAUCCCCAGCCCAACAAUUCGGGCUUUGCUGGGGGUGUUGCGAGCGGAGGAUCGUAUGCAAGCAGUUUCGGGUUGAGCAGCGGCGCCGGAGGUUCGUACUCACAGUUUAGUCCCACUUCGGGCUUUGGGUCGUCUUCUCUUCAUCCCCAACUAUCCCAAUUCGACCCGCUCUCUCCACAAUCGCAACAACGACCAGCAAUGCAAUCUACCAACAACAACAGCCAAUUUCAAUCUUCAUUCAAUCUCCAGCUGUCUGGAGGAGGAAAUGAAAUGGAUCCUGGCUCACUCAUAUAUCACCCACGCAACCCUGCGCAACCGAAUAACCAAAUGGUGACGGGUUUUAACGGUCAGACAACGCUCCAUAUCCCUAUCCGACCUCAUAGCUACGGACCCAUGGACCAUCCCCGGCAUGUGAUUGCCAUGCACCGCGUCGAGCUCGAGCAGUGGGAUCAGUAUGGGUGGCGUCAGUGUCUCAACGCGCUUGAAAACUUGCGUGUUGCAUGGGAGACUUUCCGUGACGACGUGACUCGCGUGACGGAUAUUGGGUGUCCCCCGCAUGAAAAUGCAAUCACCCUAAAGAUGAAAAAGGAGGCGUCAGAGAAUAUCGACAACGUGACGGCAGCCUAUCUUCAGAUGCAAGAGGUAUUCGCGAGCUACCGACAGUCGCAUGACCCGUCCAGUAAGAAACGCGUGCGCGAAUGCCUCAAUGCCGGACUCAAGAGUCUACCCGAUUGGCCAUAA
Molecule: messenger RNA, 1113 nt
Organism: Serendipita indica DSM 11827
Lineage: Eukaryota; Fungi; Basidiomycota; Agaricomycetes; Sebacinales; Serendipitaceae
Source: the annotation of a GenBank genome assembly